AAAUUGACCCCCUUCUCCCCUUUUUAUAUUGUCUUCUAGGUUCUAAAAGAAUAAAUAAUAGUUAAAAAAAACUAAAAAAGAAUUGACACAAUCCUGGCGGUCCUAAUAAGGAUAAUGAAAAACUGUUAUCAAAUUACUGCAUUGUCAUCGGUGCUUGAUACGUGUGCGAAGUUUCAAAUUAAUCAGACUUUGGAAAUUAGUAAUAAAUGCUAUAGUAUCUAACAUGGGUCAAAGUAUACAUAAAAAUGACAAAUCAAAGUUUCUUAUAAAUAGUUUGGACAUUUUUAAUGUUACAGAAGCUGUUCAAAAUGGUUAUGCACAUCGUUGUUCUUAAAACAAUGUGUCGUGUUGAGCAGCAGGCCAUAUCCGUUAGACUUUUUGCUUCAUUGUGCCCCAGAAAAAAUAAUCUAGGGGCGUUAAAUGGGGUGAUCGCCGUGGCCAAGCGCAGUGCCUCCACGUCCUAUCCAUGGAGAAUGUUGCCUAUCCAAAUGUUCUCGUACAAUUCGCGCAAAGUGUGUGGGAGCACCCACCACAUGUUGCGGCGGUUGAUAAGUAGCAGAUCAUGGAGUAGAUCUGCAAACUCGGUACUCAAAAAGUCCAAAAAUCACUGGCCAUCUAUCCUUGGAGGUGGCUUAACUGAGCCGACUAAAACUCCGUCGAUCAUUGCGGCCCUCAUGUUUACAUUGAAUCCCUGUUGGAAAGUGCUCAGUCGAACUGCAUGAGCGGUUUCCGAAGACUGCAAGUGGUCGUUUCUAUGGUUUAUGAUCCCCUGCCUCGCAAAUUUUUCUUCGUCCGUC
Acanthoscelides obtectus is the source of this 797-nucleotide messenger RNA. The record is from the annotation of a GenBank genome assembly. NCBI's taxonomy places the organism in Eukaryota, Metazoa, Arthropoda, Insecta, Coleoptera, Chrysomelidae.